Eurytemora carolleeae is the source of this 1474-nucleotide messenger RNA. RefSeq lists its product as uncharacterized. Lineage: Eukaryota; Metazoa; Arthropoda; Copepoda; Calanoida; Temoridae. Bases 77 to 862 code for a protein of 261 amino acids. The record is from RefSeq and is a predicted model, not a curated record. The transcript is spliced from 6 exons.
AUUACAGCUGAAUUUCAAAACAACAUUUUUAAAUCAAAUUUAAAGAAAAGUUUUACAGAUAGUUAUUUUCAGUACAAUGGCGGACAAUUUUGAUAUUCAAAUUCGGCAAAAGCCUGGUUUACGCAUACUGAGCUCCCUGGCACGGCGGAUGUCAGGCGGAGUAGAGCAUCAGCACCUAGAAGAGGCGGAGGAUGAGUUUGGGUCGGGCAGAGGAUUUGAAACUUUGUCCGCCUCUACACCAAACCAUAGUGAUGGUAAUAGAGAAAUCGAUUCUGAAUUGAGACCAGAUGUGAAUCCAGCUGGUGGUAAUAUAACACCUAGAAUACCCUGGAAGCGUUUAAACCCCUUGAAGAUGCUCGCAGAUCUUAGCUUUAACAGAGAGGAGGAACAGCUUCAACCUGAAGACGAGCAGUUAGGGCUGGAGAUGCUAAGUAAGAAACAGUUUGAAGAAAAAAUACAAACUCUGCAAUCUUCUCUACCCGAUGUCAAAUUUACCGGUCAACAAGACCCAAUUGUCCGGUUACAGUUGGAUGAUAUCACAAAAGAUAAAAUUGAGGAAAAGAAUAACAAUGGGGAAAAAAGAGGAAGUAAGCCAGGAAACAUGGAGGAUGAGGAUGAGGAUGAGGAUUGGAUAAAUGUGAACUCUGAUGAUGUUCCCUCUGAAGAAUGUUGGAUGAACAAGGACAAGCUUGAAGAAAAGAAUCAAGAAGGUUCUGAUGAUGAAGUUGAUGAUGAUCUGCUUGUUGCGACCAUUCAAAUACAACCUGGAUCCACUCCAUCAGCUGCUAGGUAUUACUCAAGAAUGACAAAAAGGGAACUGGGUCGUAAGUUCAAGAAUAUAUCGCUCCCAGUCCGACAUUGAAUAUUAUUUUUACAACUGCAAACUUGAUCAAGUUAUGUAUAAUUAUGUAUAACGUAACUUUAUUUUUCUGUGAUGACCUUCAUUAUAAGAUGUUUUUAAAGCUUAAAAUUUGUUUCCUGCAAUUUAAUAAAAAAUGAUUUCACCAUAAAAUAACUAAAAGUUGUUUCCAAUUCUAAUUUUAUUGGAUCCUCCUAUUUUCCUGAUAUAGGGUUCUGCACAAGUAAUGAGACUUAAGAGUCGAUUUUGCAGCAUCUAUUUUUUACACACUUUGGCAAAGCUUUUGUUGUUGAAAAGAAUGAGUAAGAUAUUGGAUGAUUUGGCCAUACAUUGCAAUGUAAACAAACUUCUUCGCUCUCACGUGAAACUAAAACAUAAUUUUUUUUCAUUCCUUGAAUGAUUAUAAGCAGUCGAGUAUAGAAUAUGUUAUUUCUAAUCCUAAUACAUGGAGUGUUUCAAAAAAUGGUCCGUUGAAAAAUCGAAUAACGUCAAAAUAGCUGUGAGAUAAAAAUUUUGUAUUAUCGUAAAAAAUGAACAUAAUAAAACUAGGUUAGAUUUAAGAAACGCAUAUUUGACGGAAAUAGCUUAAAACAAAAAAAUAUAAUUGCAAUUUUA